Brassica rapa (field mustard) is the source of this 1502-nucleotide messenger RNA. Its product is annotated as paraxanthine methyltransferase 1. The record is from RefSeq and is a predicted model, not a curated record. Gene Ontology annotation, molecular function: methyltransferase activity. Lineage: Eukaryota; Viridiplantae; Streptophyta; Magnoliopsida; Brassicales; Brassicaceae.
UAAAUUAUCAAUAAUUAGUUUACAAAAAAAAAAUUAUCAAUAAUUCGCAAACGAGUACAGUGUGGGCACUCGGUUAUUUUCAUAUAUUAUUGUAGUAAAUCAAAUCCCAUAAUGCUCUUUUAAGUUUAAGCAAGAAGAGACGACAAGACAUAAUAAUAAAAUAAAGUUAAAUAAAAAAGCAAGGAGAAAGCACAAUGAAUAUAAUAUAAAUAUGCAUGUAGACGUCCAUAGUUCAUCACAGUUCUCAUCAAAUACCAAGGAUCAAACAAGAAAAGAGAUAUCGGUCAUGGCAACUACUCCACAAUGGAUCAUGAUUGGAGGAGAAGGUCCUGAGAGUUACAACAAACACUCAUCGUAUCAGGGAGCAUUGUUGGAAGCCGCAAAAGAGAAGAUGAACGAGGCUAUCUCAGCCAAACUGAGCCUCGACAUGAUAUCUGGUCGCUUCAUUGUUGCGGAUUUUGGUUGUGCGAGUGGACCUAACACUUUUGUGGCAGUACAAAACAUAAUUAAUGUAGUAGAAGACAAGUACCGCAAGGCAACCGGAGAAAACCCGGCGGAGAACAUCGAGUUCCAAGUCCUCUUCAAUGAUUCUACCACCAACGAUUUCAACACUCUCUUCCAGGCACUUCCUGCGGGCAGACGCUACUAUAGUGCUGGUGUUCCGGGCUCCUUCUUCGGCCGUGUUCUCCCUAAACAUAGUUUCCACAUAGGAGUUAUCAGUUAUGCUUUCCAUUUCACCUCAAAAAAUCCCCAAGGGAUCACCGACCGAGACUCUCCUCUGUGGAACAGAGACAUGCACUGCACUGGCUUCAACGAAGCAGUCAAGAAAGCAUAUCUUGAUCAGUACUCAGCCGACACCAAGAAUCUAUUAGACGCUAGAGCUGAGGAGAUCCUCCCCGGGGGAUUGAUGCUGCUUUUCGGAUCAGGUUUAAGAGACGGAGUUAAGAUGUCGGAGACCGCUAAAGGAAUGGUGCUGGAUUUCAUCGGAGCUUCUCUUAACGAUCUUGCUCAACAGGGUGUCAUCGACCAAGAUAAGGUUGACUCUUUUAGCACACCACUCUACGUUGCAGAAGAAAGCGAAUUAAGGGAAAUCAUAAAGGAGAAUGGGAAGUUCACAAUUGAGGCUUUUGAGGAUAUCAUUCAUCCAAACGGGGAGUUUCCGUUAGACCCCAAGAUCCUCGCCGUCUCCUUUAGAGCUUGCUGUGGAGCUCUCCUAUCGGCACAUUUUGGAGUGGACACAAUGAGGAAAGCCUUUGAACUCGUCGAGGUCAAGGCACGUGAAGAGUUUUCUCGCAUCCAGAAUGCCAAACCAGGAAUGCAGUACCUCAUCGCGCUUCGCAAGAACUGAUGAUCCAUAUAUAUUAUUGAUUUUUAUGAUAUUUCAAAGUUAAUUUGUGUUUUCAUCGUUGUUAUUCUUCUUCUUUCAUCCCAUGGUGUGUUGUCUCUUGUUGUUACAUCUUACUGUUGUUGUGUUAGUGCUUAUGUAUUCUCCAUAUCCUACA